Molecule: messenger RNA, 759 nt
Organism: Papaver somniferum (opium poppy)
Lineage: Eukaryota; Viridiplantae; Streptophyta; Magnoliopsida; Ranunculales; Papaveraceae
Product: zinc finger BED domain-containing protein RICESLEEPER 1-like
Exons: 2
Coding region: 1-759 (252 amino acids)
Molecular function (GO): DNA binding
Source: RefSeq, a predicted model, not a curated record
AUGUCGGAUUUAGACGAUAUUCAAAUGCGCUUCAACCGUUGUUUAAGGUGGUAUCUCGGAGCACAAUUAAAAGGGAACUCAACAUACCUGAUGCUUAAUACUGCUAUUAAGUAUCAGAAGGUUUUUGCUCGACUAAAGCAACGUGAGCCACAGUAUGAUUGUUUGCCAGAUGAUGAAGAUUGGUUGUUGGCAAAGGAAAUGUGCGACAAACUUAAGAUAUUUUAUACCUUCACAGAGAAGUUUUCCGGAGUAAAAUAUCCUACCACCAACCUUUUCUUUCCAAGUUUUUGUGAUAUUAGAUUGUCAUUAAAUGAGUGGAAAAAAUCUAAAGUUGGUGUGAUUAAGGAAAUGGCAUAUGAAAUGAUAGAGAAGUUUGAAGAGUAUUGGUUUGUGAUCAAUGGAGUAAUGGCCGUAGAAAUUAUGUUAGAUCCAAGGUUUAAGAUGAAAUUGAUUGAGUUUUAUUUUCCACAAAUUUAUGGUCAAGCUUUUUCAAAAAUCGAAAUUGAUCGAGUACGUGAUUUAUGCGUUGAUUUGGCGACGGAGUAUGAACUGAAAGUAAAAUUUGCUGAAACAUCUGUUAGCCAAAAUGAUUUGUCUUUCACUUCAGAGAUGCAUGGUUUUAACGAUGACGUAGAUCCUUUGGAAAAGUUUGAUAUGUUUGUCUCUAGUAAUGCUCCUACUAGUACUGUUAAGUCAGAAUUAACCAAUUACUUAGAAGAAGAUCUUUUACCUAGGAUUGUACCGAAGGUAGAUUUGUGA